CCUCAGCUCUAGGCCCCUGAAUGGCCAAGAUCAUUUCUGAAGUGUAGUAGCAGAGUUAGGAGAGCCUACUGUUCUCAUUUACUCAAUAAAGACAGACAUGGAGCUCGGAUCAAUGAUUAGUGCUGUGAGGAGUAAGAGGGUACUGGUUGGUGAUGAAGUUCGUCCUGCUGUCAUCAUAAUAAAGGAUGGGAAAAUCCAUCAAAUACUCUCAGACAGGGACUUUUCUAACAGUGUCGCCUGUAAGCUGUGGCAGGUGUUGGAUGUGGGUGACAGUGUGGUGAUGUCAGGCAUUGUAGACUGCCAUGUUCAUGUCAAUGAACCAGGCCGCACCUCCUGGGAGGGUUUCUGGACCGCCACCAGGGCUGCUGCAGCUGGAGGGGUGACAACGGUUGUGGACAUGCCGCUAAAUAGCAUCCCUCCAACUACCACACUUGCUAAUUUUCACGAGAAGCUACGGGAGGCGACAGGGAAGUGUUUUGUGGACACAGCCUUCUGGGGAGGUGUGAUUCCUGGCAAUCAGCUAGAACUUCGGCCCAUGAUCCAGGCUGGGGUGGCUGGCUUCAAGUGUUUCCUCAUCCAUAGUGGGGUGGAGGAGUUCCCCCAUGUGACUGACUGUGAUCUACACACAGCCAUGAAGCAGCUGCAAGGCACAGGAAGUGUCCUGCUGUUUCAUGCAGAGAGGGAUGUUCAACAGACAACAGAGGAGAAUGGCGACCCUAGUCGGUACUCUACCUUUCUGCAGUCCAGGCCAGAUGUCAUGGAGAUAGAGGCAAUUCGCACAGUCACAGAACUCUGCCUCCAGUACCAGGUGCGGUGCCAUAUAGUGCACUUGUCCUCUGCAAAGCCAUUGAAACUGAUCCAGGAAGCACGGCAGGCCGGAGCCCCCUUGACAGUGGAGACUACCCACCACUACCUCAGCCUGUGUGCAGAGAACAUACCUGCAGGGGCCACGCAAUUCAAGUGCUGCCCCCCCAUCAGAGGAUCUAUUAACCAGGAGCAGUUAUGGUCCGCACUGAAAGCUGGGCAAAUUGACAUGGUGGUGUCUGAUCAUUCCCCCUGCACCCCUGAUCUGAAGAAACUGGAUAGUGGAGACUUCACUCAGGCGUGGGGAGGAAUUUCUUCUCUACAGUUUGGUUUGCCUCUGUUCUGGAGUUCAGCCAGUAAGAGAGGCUUUCAGCUGUCUGAUGUGGCGCGACUCCUCAGCCGGAAAACAGCCCAGCUGUGUACUCUUGACAACCAGAAGGGCAGCCUUGCCCCCGGCUAUGAUGCUGACUUGGUCAUAUGGGACCCAGAGAGAGAAUUUGAAAUUAAAGAAGCAAGUGUAUAUCAUAAAAACAAGCUAACUCCUUACCUCGGCGUCACACUGCAAGGAGUGGUGUGUGCCACCAUUGUCAGGGGGUGGCUGGUGUACAGAGAAGGCUCCUUCUGCCCCGAGCCUCUGGGGAAGCAUCUCCUCAUCCCUUAGAGGAAAAAUCAAGCCGCGCUGUGAAGCAUAAUAACAAAAAGCUGUAAUAAACCUCAACAAAUCUGA
Siniperca chuatsi (mandarin fish) is the source of this 1531-nucleotide messenger RNA. Its product is annotated as Allantoinase, mitochondrial. Gene Ontology annotation, molecular function: cobalt ion binding; allantoinase activity; zinc ion binding. NCBI's taxonomy places the organism in Eukaryota, Metazoa, Chordata, Actinopteri, Centrarchiformes, Sinipercidae. Bases 98 to 1465 code for a protein of 455 amino acids. The record is from RefSeq and is a predicted model, not a curated record. Gene Ontology annotation, biological process: purine nucleobase catabolic process; allantoin catabolic process. The transcript has 11 exons. Gene Ontology annotation, cellular component: cytoplasm.